Molecule: messenger RNA, 216 nt
Organism: Cylicocyclus nassatus
Lineage: Eukaryota; Metazoa; Nematoda; Chromadorea; Rhabditida; Strongylidae
Source: the annotation of a GenBank genome assembly
AUGACAUCAGAAAUACUGAGGUCUGUGAAUCUGACGUUUCAACUUUAUCGCCGUCUCCAAAUCCUCGUGAAGAACAGAACAUCUGAUUUGGUUUACGCGAACAUAUCAACAUAUGCAAGAAUACCUCAAGAAGCACAUCAGAUUCUUGUCGGCCUAGAGGUUCGUAAGGUGAACCUUGCAGCGGCCACUCCUCCAUGCCAAAAGAAUGCAACAUGA